Messenger RNA from Zygosaccharomyces rouxii, 3348 nucleotides. It is a transcript of the gene SAG1, whose product is annotated as Sag1p. NCBI's taxonomy places the organism in Eukaryota, Fungi, Ascomycota, Saccharomycetes, Saccharomycetales, Saccharomycetaceae. The record is from RefSeq and is a predicted model, not a curated record. Gene Ontology annotation, biological process: flocculation. Bases 1 to 3348 code for a protein of 1115 amino acids. The transcript has a single exon.
AUGUAUAAGACCUUCAAUUCCAUUCGUUCAAUAUUGUUUCUUCUUUGCCUAGCAUGGCACACGUUCGCUAAAGAAAUUAAUGGAGUUUCAUUUUCUGGUCUAAAAUUCACUCCUUUGAGUUCUUUACACUAUCCCCAUCAAGGUUGGUCUGCUUCAUUUGAUUUCGAAAUCGAGAAUGGAUCUUCCGUAUCUAAAGGCGAUUACUUUACUCUCAAUUUCCCCACUGUGUAUCGUAUUAAAUUUGACGAUAACAAAUUGACCACCAAUGCUACUUUACAAGACGGUUCAGAAGCAUUUGAAUGUUUUGCCGCGCAACAGGCCGCCUAUAAAAAUGAGGAUACUGUUUUCAAAUGUGUAGCCAUUCAGGGCCUAAGCUCAUAUUCCUCAUUAUCAGGAUCUCUUUCUUUUGGCUUAAGCUUUAGCAGUGGUGGUUCUUCUUAUGAGUAUGAAAUGCAAAAUGCAGAUAAAUUCCAUAGCGGCACUAUGCAAGUUUCACUCGCAGAUCAACUUUCUGCUUCAGUAGAGUUUGACUCCGCAAAUUUCACCAAAGAUAUCUAUACCAUUGGACGUAGCACUACUUUUAAUAGCUUAGAAAGUUAUUAUCUUGGUAUGAGCUGUCCCAAUGGAUAUUUGCUAGGUGGUACUCAAACGAUCAAUUACGAUAGAGAAAACAAGGGGUAUGAUCUGGAUUGUUCAUCGGUUCAAGUAUAUUUAUCUGAUCAGUUCAAUGAUUGGUCGCUGCCCCUAAAAGGUGACAACGCAAAUGCUAAAGUAGAUUGUUCUGAUGACACUUUGAAAGUAAAUAUGAACGAGGCCAAGCCGAAUCAGAAGCUUUGGAUAAAUGCCCUGCAAGAUGUUUCUGCCGGUGUCAAUACUAUUCAACACGAGGUGCAUUUACAAUACUCUUGUUCUGAUACGGAACAGAAAACCACAUAUAGUACCCAGUUUAGUACCGUGGUUGAAUAUACAAUUUAUCAGGCUAGCGAUUCGGGUACUUUGUCCGGUCUAACUGCGACUUCAGCCUCUAGUUCGUCGCCGGUAGUUACAACCCCAACAAUUACGUCCACGAUAACUACUGGCUGGACUGGAACUUAUAAUACCACGUACUCUACCGGCUCAACAGAAUUGAGCGGUAGCGGCGAUGUUCCCACAGAAGAGAUUAUUUACUAUGUGGAAACGCCUUCGGAGAGUAGCGUUCCUCAGACUACCACUACUACUACCACUACCGGCUGGACUGGGACUUAUACCACAACAUAUUCUACUGGCUCAACAGAACUGAGCGGUAGCACUGGUGCACCAACAGAAGAGAUUAUUUACUAUGUGGAAACGCCUUCGGAGAGUAGCGUUCCUCAGACUACCACUACUACUACCACUACCGGCUGGACUGGGACUUAUACCACAACAUAUUCUACUGGCUCAACAGAACUGAGCGGUAGCACUGGCGCACCAACAGAAGAGAUUAUUUACUAUGUGGAAACACCUUCGGAGACUGUCACCCCUCAGACUACUACUACCACCACUACCAAUAUUUGGUCAGGUUCCUACACAACAACGUACUCCACUGAAUCUACUAGCCUAUAUUUCAGCACUGGAGUACCCAUGGAAGAGGUAAUUAUAUAUGUCGAGACACCGGAAUCUAAGGUUGCCCCCUCUUCUUCCACUCCACAAAGUAAAACAACUGUCACGAGUACCACGACGACCGGUUGGACCGGAAAGUACAACUCCACUUAUUCCACUGCUUCCACUAUUCUAGUUGGUAGUACUGGAAUUCCAACAGAGGAAAUUAUCUAUUAUUUUGAGACGCCAGAAACUCAAUUAUUCAAUACAAGUUCAACACCAGCCCCAUCGUCAAGUACAACUAUAGGAAUAGUCACAACUACUACCACAACCACCACUGGAUGGACAGGUACAUACACUACCACCUAUCUCACUGCGUCAACAAGCCUCGGCGGCAACACUGGGACUUUGACAGAAGAGAUAAUUUAUUACGUGGAGACUCCAAAUACAACAGUAUUCCCUCCUCCCUCUACUUCCGUUACAUCUAAAGCUAAUAUAACUUCCUCAACAUCACAGAUAUCAUCCACAUCAUGGUCUUCCAAGGUGAAUUUGACGUCAUCGACCCCUCACCUUGUGACUUUAUCAACCACAGAUUUAAAUUCCACGUACCUCACCACUUGCGAUUGUUCUGAGUCCGUCCCAACCAUCAACUGGUCCUCUUCGAGUACUUCCAAUACUAUCACUUCGGUGCCGCCGUCGGAAACAAGUUACGUUCCGCAAUCUUCCUCGGCUAGCGUUUCGAAAUCCAGUCUCAACAUUACCAGCACUUCUUCGCCAUCAGCAUCCAUUCAGUCCAUUAGCACCUUACCUUCACCAACUUCCUCUGAUGUUUUCAACUCUACAAUCUCACCAUCUCUCCCAGUGUCGUCUUUCAGUACUUUAAGUACCUCGAGUGCUCAGAAUUCCAUUAAUUCUACACAUGUGACGACGACAACUCCAACUGCUGAAACAUUUUUUAGCACAACCGCCAACUCUACCGGCUCAAAUUACCUCACCUCUUCAAGGCCUAUCAGCACGUCUUCGGUUGAAACCACCAGCGUUACAAACUCUACGAGUGUGCCCCCUGCCAUUACUUCGAAUCCUAUUAUCACCAGUCCUUGGGUCACUGCAACGGCUACCACAUUACAAUCAAGAACAGAGGCUUCUUCCACGAGUGUCGGCAAUUUUUCUAGUACUACCAGUGCUGCAACAUUGACUCCAACAACUGAAGCCUCUUCUACAAUUAUCGCCGAUUCAUCGACAACGCCUGUCACUUCUGUGGCAAUCCCAUCUUCUACUUCAGCAACACUUUCUACAGACUCCGCAACGACAUCCACAAGUCCCAUAAUCCCAAUAGCAGCUUCCUCUUCAUCGAGUUCAAGCUCUUCUUCAGCACCUUCCUCCGGUUUUUCGUCUGCCGCCGCGGUUUCCACUACUCCGUCUCCCAGUUCCUCUGGGGGCCGUUUCUCUCUGGGAUUGUCGUUGGAUCAGGGCUCAAUUGCACAGAUACCAAUUGCUCAGUCAUCAACACCUUGCUCCACUUCCACUAAAAUUUCCACUGCUACAGUAACUGUUACCAAGAAUUCCACAACUACAAAGCAUGUUACAGCCCCUGUAACACAUACCGUUACUCAGAAAGUUAGCGACUGCCAUUGCCCAGUAGAAUCUCAUCAGUCCUCAUUGGAACCAUAUUUUAAUAAUAACUCUUCGGAUACAGGCCCUAGCAUAGCUCCCUAUAGUGGUCAAGGAUUAGUCCUAAAGAGGGGCAACAGUAUUACAGCUCUCAUAGGCGUGCUGUUAUUCAUACUUUAA